CUCGGGGGCAUCCGGGCAUGUGCUUUCAUGACUGACCCUCAUCUUCUAGGAAGAUCGUUAUGUUUGUCAAUAAUGAACAACAAAGCCAAGGAAGAUUGUUGGGGGAUCAUUCAAUGUGCCCAACUACCCAGUCUUCUAUUACCCAGAUCAAAGAAGAGGAGAGAGAAACCAACUUUCAUAUCUUUGAGUUCAAAUGAUGGCUUUUGGGAAAUUAACACAUUGGGUCUCUCUCCUCUUUCUGGGUUUUGCUGUUACUCUUUUUUACAUCUACCCAUCUCUAUCUUCUCAACAAUCCCCUGAAGAAUUACCCAAUUCUAUUUAUGAUUUCACUGUCAAGGAUAUCAAUGGUAAAAAUGUGAGUUUGAGUACUUACAAGGGGAAGGUUCUUCUGAUUGUCAAUGUCGCUUCCCAAUGCGGUUUAACAAAGUCAAACUAUCAUGAAAUGAACAUUUUGUAUAAGAAGUACAAGGACCAAGGGUUUGAAAUUUUAGCCUUCCCAUGUAAUCAGUUUGGUUGGCAAGAACCAGGAAGUAACGAAGAAAUCAAUGAAGCUGUCUGCUCCUCUUUUAAAGCAGAAUUCCCUUUAUUUCAGAAGAUAGAUGUCAAUGGGAAGAAUGCAGCACCACUUUACAAGUAUUUAAAAUCAAAGAAGUCCGGAGUAAUAGUAGAUGAGAUUAAAUGGAACUUUGCAAAAUUUUUGGUGGACAGACAAGGAAGCGUUGUUGAGAGAUAUGCUCCUGUGACCUCCCCCCUGCAAAUUGAGAGUGAGGUUCAAAACCUCUUGGGAUCAUCUUAGUGGUUGGAUCAUCAGGCAUAUAGUGUCCGAGACUUGGCUUUGACAACGAUUGUGCAGGUUAUGAAUUUUGUCUGUAUAUCACAUUGUAAAGGAAUCUAGUAGGACUGAUUUUCAAAAUUAAUAUCCUCAGUUCCUCACACACACCCUGAGCUUCUAUGAUACUUCUCUAGACAAGGCUAUGAUUGUUAAACGAUGAAAUUUUCUGUCCUGUAGUUUUUCAAAGUCGUCAUGCUAAAAUUUGUCAAUUGAGUAAUAUAAAGGAGCUACUACGUUUUGUAGAAAGUAGCAUUUUCAAA
Messenger RNA from Chenopodium quinoa (quinoa), 1092 nucleotides. RefSeq names its product probable glutathione peroxidase 2. NCBI's taxonomy places the organism in Eukaryota, Viridiplantae, Streptophyta, Magnoliopsida, Caryophyllales, Amaranthaceae. Gene Ontology annotation, biological process: response to oxidative stress. The transcript is spliced from 6 exons. Gene Ontology annotation, molecular function: glutathione peroxidase activity. The record is from RefSeq and is a predicted model, not a curated record. Gene Ontology annotation, cellular component: cytosol. Bases 194 to 796 code for a protein of 200 amino acids.